Molecule: messenger RNA, 673 nt
Organism: Maniola jurtina (meadow brown)
Lineage: Eukaryota; Metazoa; Arthropoda; Insecta; Lepidoptera; Nymphalidae
Exons: 4
Coding region: 71-562 (163 amino acids)
Source: RefSeq, a predicted model, not a curated record
UGGUCGGUGGCACGGAGUGCGGGUAGUACGGUCUUUUGGUCUUGUUGUAAAUAAAAUUGUUUUUUAAGUAAUGUUUUGUAUUAUUUUUACGCUUCUUUUUGUGAGUUGCUGUUCUGUAGAGGUCAAUAAUCCUGUUGCGAAAGUGAAUAAAACCGAAAAUAUUUUGUGUCGAGAAUGUGGUUCUCAGAUAUUAACAUCUGAUACCAUCAUAUCAAAGUCCAGUGCUGCAUCACAAUAUUCUUUUAGCGACACAAUAUUUAACAGGAAAGAUGUAUUGGUACAAAUUCUAGUGCAGGAUAUAUUUUGGCGAUAUCCUGUUAUUACAUCAAGUAAAUCCAGUUGCCUUGGGAAAGGAGAUUGGGAAGAUGAUGAAUUAUGGUUUCCUGAUUAUGUCAUGAAACCAUGUUUUUGCCCUGAAUGUGGAGCCUUUCUUGGUUGGAUGUUUCAGAUUGACAGUCUGACAACAAUUUAUUCUACAGACCAAUUUUUCGGCCUUAUAUUAACUAACAUAAUCAGUGAAAAUUUUACAAACUCCCUUCUUACAUACCCGUACAUAGUUUAAUAUAAAUAUGGAUGCCGAGCUAUCUAUAGAAGACAAAGAAUUUUUAGCUAAGUGUGAAGAAGAGUUAAAAGAUCGUUUUACUGAAAAGGAUGAAGAAUACAUGAAAGUUUU